Molecule: messenger RNA, 8361 nt
Organism: Camarhynchus parvulus
Lineage: Eukaryota; Metazoa; Chordata; Aves; Passeriformes; Thraupidae
Gene: CEND1
Product: cell cycle exit and neuronal differentiation 1
Exons: 2
Coding region: 299-691 (130 amino acids)
Biological process (GO): cerebellum development; cerebellar Purkinje cell differentiation; cerebellar granular layer maturation
Source: RefSeq, a predicted model, not a curated record
CUUCAUGCAGUCUGCAGAGGUGCAUUGUGGGAAACUCCCAAGUUUCCCCCCCUCCCUCUGCCUGCCUCCCUCCCUCCUCUCUGCGCAAGAGCCAGCUCCCAAGGUGUGACUGGUCCGGCCGGGGGACAGAGGUGCUGUACCAUGUCCAGAUAGGACACUGCCGGCGUAACAAGCAUCCCAAGACAGCCUCUCCCAGGCCUUGAGCUCGGGUGGCUCCUCUGAUUCCUGCAGCAGCUGGGCGAGGGAGAAGAGCUGGGAUAGCCCCACGUAUCCAGCCGCUGCCCAUAGCACCCCUAGGAUGGAUUCCAAAGGCAACGUCCGAAGCGGAAACAAACCCGACGCCAAGGCCGCCAGCUCUGGGAAGCCAGAAAAACCCAACCCCGGGCCUGCCACGAAUGCAGACAAGAAGGAGGCCCCCAAAGAGCAGCCUGCUCCUGCCACGGCCACCAAGAAGGCAGGAGGUGACGCCGCCAUCGCCAACAACCACAGCAACCUGAAGCCCAGCCCUGCCGGCACGGAGCCGCAGGAGGCCAGCGGGCAGUCCCCUGACUCUGACCACAAGGGAAACAGCUCCGAGGAGUCCCCAGGCAGCUUCUUUGACAACAUGAAGCCCUUGAUCAUCGUCGGAGGAGUGGCGGUGGCCGCGCUGGCUGUGAUUGUGGGAGUGGCAUUCCUAGCCCGGAAAAAAUGAAGACCGAGACGGGGUGGGGAUGAGAAACCCAGCCCAGCUGUACAGCUCCUUUUGAGACAAAUGCAUGCAGAGAAAUUCUAUACAUAGCUAUAUAUAUAGAGAGCGAGCUAGAUAGGCCAACAACAAACACCAACUGCAACUCCAGGGUCUUGUUCAAGACGACUGUGCCAGUCUGACCCGCUGUGGGUAACUCCAUGCACUCAGUGUGUUCUUUCAUGUAAUAUAUCUUGGCUUAUACCGCUGUGUAUAGAUUACAGCUUCUCCUGAUUGGUGUAAAUGACGGUGUCCCCUCCCCUCCCCUGCUGUCCUCCCUGGGAGACACCCCCCCUCCUCCUUGCAGUCCCGUUUUCAAGUCCAAAGUGUUCUACGUCCCAUUCAGAGUCCCAAUUUGUGUUUUGGUUUCUGUUUGGUUCUGUUUUAACUUGGGCUGUGGUAAAGAAGAUGGAAGGGGAGUGCUAAGGCUCGGCUCUCCUGUCACGCUGGGCUGGGGGUGUUUUUCCAGCCCCCCUCAGGACAAGGGAAGCGCAGGGGCAGUGGCUGGGAAGAGGCAGCUCCCUGACCCAACAGCCAUGGGCGAUCCCCAGUUGGUGUCUAUGUAUCUGCCCCUCAUCAUCCCACUUUGGAACACCCGCCUGGGAAGUGCUCCGGAGGAACCAGGGUGGCUGCGGCGUGGCAGAGCCCAGUGUGAGCCUGGGAUGUCACAUCAGGUCACUCCUGUGGCUGAGCUGCCAGCAGGACGGUGACCAGAGGGGCUGUGCUGUGGCCCAGAGAAGUCCCAUUGCAGCCUCCAGGAUCCCAGGGCUUGCCAGGGUCAUGUGGGCAGCGUUUGGAAUAGAGAGACUUUGUUUUGGAUCUAGUAUUUCCUAAAGUUAGGCUGGGCUUUGCAGGGUGCUGUGGGCUCAGUCCAAGCUCCCUCGAGGUUGGCUGGACUAUUUGUGUUCAUUUUUUUUGGGCUUUGGAUAAGGCCUUUCACUGGAUUUUUUUUUCCCCGCUGAUGGCUGUGGUCUCUCAGCACAUGCGAAGACAGGAAAAGGGGGAGACAUGAGCUGGUGUUAGGGCAGAGAGGACCUGGGACCCCAUGAGAGUAACACUAACCUACCUGCUUUAUGCCAGGGAAGCCCCCUUCAAGGGCACUGGAGUCUGUCCUGGGUGGAUUUCUUGCCUCCCUCUUGUGACAGUAGUAGCAGGGAUUUGAAACUCAUCCACAUUUUGGAAAUGGAAACAAAUUCCCAGCCCUCAGGAGCAGCCUGAUUUCAUGGGUGAGUACCUUGGCUCUAAAGCCAGACCUUGUGAGGGGGAGGAGAGAGGGUGUUUAGUGCUUUGGCCAAUGCUCAGCACUAAACAGCAAGAGGUGAGGAGCUCUGCCUCUGAAAGCUUCCAUUAGGCUUCUGUUGGCUGCUGCAAAACAGUGUUACAAGAAUCCCUUACAUUUUGGGUUGAAGUGGGGUCAGAGAUUAGAUGAGGUCCAGUGGGAGCUCAGCAGCAGCCACAGCCCAUGGGCAGGGCAGGAGUGAUGAUUAGAGAGGGGCUGUGACACAGUGGGGUGAGCUCUGUUACAGAGCCCAUUGUGCACCUUUAACUGAGGUGGAUGGAUGGAUGGAUGGAUGGAUGGAUGGACGGAUGGACGGAUUCAGGGGCUGCAGGGAUAGAGGGGGGUGUGCAUUCAUUCCUCAGGUCCUGCCUAUGCAGUGUCUGCCUCUGGCACAGUCCCUGGAUGGGAUGGUGUGGGGGUAUAACCUGACCUGGCAGUUCUGCUCUUGGCUCGUGUCUGUCUUAUUUACCUCCAAAUCUGACCUGCUGAAUGCACAUGGGCUUGGAAUGCAUGGCUACUCCUGUGGUGAGCUCAGAAAAUAUUCCCAAAGGUGUGUGGCCUCUGGGAAUAUCAGACACUGUAUCCUGGUGCAGAUGGAAGUUGGUGCCUCCACCUUUGCCAGCACAGAGACAGGAGCAGGUGUGUUGGGCUCAUAGGAGUUUUGGGAAGCAGGGCUACAGCUCCAGGUGAGAUCCUGGUAGCGUAAAACACUCUUGGCAUGAGCUGUGGAUGUGUUCCCAGCAGCAGUGUGUCACUUAUAGCCUGGGGGAAGGGUUAGAAGCAGGAGGGUCCUCCUCUCCCCUCAGAAGCACAACUUUGCGGGGAAAUUUUAACAGAGUUUUGCUAACAUUGCUCGGAAGGAGGAGAAAUCACCCCCUCCUGCUCUGGUUCAUGUUUUGCCAUGUAAGGUAGUGAUUUUCAGACAGUGACUUCUGUUUUCAAGAGAUGUUUCCACCUUUCCUGCCCCCUCCCUCCCUCUCAGCUCUGGCCUAGGAUUGUUUUCAGCAGCGUGUGACAUUCAGCACAGCAUCUAUCUAUUCUGCCCUGACCAGCAUGGAUAGAUCAGGGAGGAAAGUGAAGCACUGUUCCACUCAAGUCUCCAGUCUUCCUUUCUAAAAUGUUUUUAUUUCCUUGUCUUCACCUUUGGCAACAGAAGAGGGGAAAAACAGUCCUCAGCCAAUGGCCUUAACCUUUUCUCCAUCUCCAAACCCUGCCUGCCCUUAGAGCACUCGGAUGCGGUGCCACCAAUUUCAUCCAGAAACACCCCAGAGGUGGUGAUGGGGCUGCAGCUCCUCGUCAGGCACGGCGCUCAUUCGAGCCCUCCCUGCUCUGCAAACCUGGUGUGUUCUGUUUGUGAGGUUUUCCACUUCCUGUGAUCAGUCUGCUGUCGAGGUUCAGCACCUGGAACCCACCUGUUUGGCAGUGUGGUUUGGAAAACACCUGUCUGUGUCUGUGUGUGUGUGCCUUGAAGCACAUCCUCUGUGUGUGUGUGUGUGUGUGUACAAACCUUUGUGUUGCAUUGCUGCAGUCUGGGAGGGGGAGACAAUCCAAGCUGGAGAUGCCCCUUCCCUCAUUCCCUGCAUUCACACCAAGUGUCCAUGAUGUCUCUUCUGUGCCAUUCCCACCACGCCAUGCAGCUCCUGAAUUCCUUUCCAGUCCUGGUUUCUCCUCAGUGCAAGGGAUGUCUGGCUGGUGAAGUGCUGAGUGUGUGGUGUGCUCGGAGCCCCGCGCCCCCGCUCCCCCCCGGGCUGCCCUGUGGGCUCUUUGCUUUAGAAUGAGGCACUUUUAGACUCUCCUGGACUGUGCUGUAGCGCUUUUCCAAGCGUGGCUCCAGUGUUGAGCCGGGCAGAUCCAGCGUAGAUGCCACAGCGCGCCGCAGCCCUGACUUGCAAACAGCUCCUGUCCUGCCUCCCUGUGCCAGGCUGUGCAGUGCUUUUGUUCUGAGCCAAAAAUGUCCAGCGAGCACCAGGCCGAGGGAGCAGAUGCCCCUCUCUCAGCCCCAAAGCUGUGGAAGCAGAAGGCUUCAAUGACUGACCUCGCUGUGCUAAAUAAAUAGUUGUCUUUUCUCGUACUGAGCACACGCCGUUAUUUGCUUGAUGUCCUUCUUUGUGUGGUUUUUGUGGUAUGAAGUCCUUCCAGUGACAUCUCCAUGGGGAGAGUGAAUUAACACUUAAAACUAAUCAGAGUCUGUGCUUGGGCUUUGAAGAGAUCUAGAUUGCUAGUUUACUCUUUUGAUCAAGUCGAUAAAUUAAAUAUUGGCAAAACUGGUUUCAGACCUUUCAGCUUAUCACCAAAACUCUCGAUUGAAUCACUGCACCCGAUCUCAAUCUCUUUUUAGGGAAUCAUAAAUUUUAGUUGAAUAUAAAGAUGUCAUUUUGCUGUCUCGGACAACUCAGUCGAAGGUUUUUGCUGCUUCUAUUUUAAGAGAGAUGAAAUGGAUUAUGCUUCUGCUUCCUCUUCCUACUGAUUUAAUACCCUGUAGAUAAGUCCUGUUAUUCCUAACAGUGCUGCAGCAGGAUGAAAACAAAUCUGGCAGCCAGGGGAUUGUGCAGCAGCAUUUUGGAGAGGGUAAGAAUGCAUUCCUGUUUGCCUGGGGCUCCCUUAAAGCACUCAACAGUCACUUGCCCUGAAGCAUUUCUGAGGGGGCUGGGUGAUAAACUAAACAUCCAUUUGUGUGUCUGAUGGACUAGAGUUUGAAGGCUGAGCCAUAGAAUACUGAAAACAAGGGGAAUUUUUCCACUGGCUUCACCAUGCUCUGGCCUUUGAGUUCUUGUUGGCACCAGGGAUAUGAUCACAGGUCAUCAUAAAAUCAUCUCAAUUGCACAUUUACUUUUCAAUUGACACAAAUGUUAGACUGAGUGUAAGGGAAGUCUCUUCUGUGAAGCAGCUCUGCUUAUACUGGCAUCAGGAUUUGUGUAUGAACAACAGCAGUGCAACCAAACAGUCCCUGGAGCUGGUGAGAGAUGAUUUAUGCCUUAAAAUAUUCCUUACUUUUUCUGGAAAUGCUACUGGGGUUUAGAAUUCAGCGGCCUUCUAACUAUUCUUAGAAUUGGUUGAAAAUAACAGUGCUGAAGAUUGAAGAGGAAAAUGAUUCUUUGAGAAGUAAACCAAAAAAGGAAGGCAAUGAAAAAAUAUGUUUGAAAGGUGAAAUUCUUGGAAUUUCAAUCAGCUCCAUGGAAAGCUUCAAGUCGGUGAAGAUUCUGAGAGGGUGCAAGAAACACAGCAGAGAAAUGGAGAGAAAAAGCACUAUUUAAUUAUCUUAAUAGCUUUGGUAAGGACAUGCUAACUUUUAUACCCUCUUCUCCCUUUUUCUUUCCUCAGAAAAAGGCAAAAAUGACGAGCUCUGGUGCCAUGCAAAUUAACCUCUGCUAAUUGCCUUUUCCAGAUGAAUUCCUGCUGGCUCUGAGCAAUGUUAAAGGGUUAGAAAAAUACCUGAAGUUUUCUAUAACCAACUUUGCAUGAUUCAGGGGAAUUGCCUGGACAUCAGGAGAGGCUGUGUUCCCUUUUCAUGUUAUGACAAGGACUGCAAAUGCAGCCUGCUUGCACUUCCAUCCUGGUCCAUCCUCCAUGCUGGAGCAGGAAUGCUGAUUCCCUUCCCAGACCUUGCUGUGGUGUCAUUCCCUUCACCACGAAGUUGGGAGAGGUCUGUAGGGGCAGGAAGCAGCAUCAUAUCACAUUCAUGAGCUGGCUGCAGUUCUGCUGCACAAGUUGGGCACUUCCCACCACAGAGAGGAAUUGGCUUUGAUCUGGAGCAUAGCAGUUCUGUAUUCCAGUAAAUUCUCCCUGCAGGACAUUGGAAUUGGGAAUAUUUCCUGCUAUUUACACUGGAGGUAUUUGGUCCUUUACUCUUUUGGGGAGAAAUCUGCUAAUGCUGAGGAUUUGUUGGCACAUUUUGAGACUUAUGAAUGAUGCUUGGCUGUGAGCCCCAAAAAGCCUUGGAGCCUGUGCCCCCAUCCAGCAACCCUUGGGGGGGUUUAAUCCACCAAAUAAAGUGGGUUUAUGAUGACUUCUUCCUCUUCUUUUUGAGACCAUCAAUAACCUGGUUUGCUUUUGAAUGUCCUAAUUCCUGGGAUGUCUGUUCACACCAGAUCUUCAACUGCUACAAAUUAUGGGGUUCCAUUGGUUUCUGAUCUGAUUCAUUGCUUGUUCUUUCCACCUUCUUUGGCCACUGCUCUGUAUUCCCUUUUCUUUCCCUACUUUCUUCCUGGGCAGCUCUGCAGAUGUGGCCUCUCCAUAGCCCAAGGCUGGGGCAGAUUUUGGGUUGUCUAAGGCAGGUUUUAGGUGGCCCCCCCAAAAAUACAGGCGAUGCUGGGCCCCCAGGCUGUGUGUCACAGCAGGGAAUGUGUGGAGCUCUGAUCUGCCCUCACCUUUGAGGCUCUAAUUCUCCAAGAGGCUGAGUGCUCGUCUGCCAUAGGAUUUGUGAUGGAUGACAAGUCCCCAGGAAGGAAGGUCCCUUCCUGUCCUUCCCUGUCAGUCAGGUGUGGGGUGCUCAGGCUGCUUGGGAGGGGCUGACAUGCUGUGAGCACACACUGCACUUGGCUGCAGCCAGAGCACCCUCAGCCCUCUGAAGCAGCAAAACCAGAGGGAAAAGAGAAGUUUUGAGGUUGAGGACAUGUAUUUCUGCUGGCCUGGAAGGAUCAGCUGUUGUGCCAGGGGUGAGGGUGCAGGAAGUGCAAGGAUUGUCUCAUCUCAAUGAGCUGAUCAGGUGUCACUGGGUGAUAGGGAACUGUGGGACGUCCGGGCCUCUAAAAUUCACAUUCCAUUCAAUUGACCAUAAAAGGCCUCAAAUUCCUGUGAGAGAUCAGAGCCUUUGGCUUUCUAAAUUCAUGAGUUUGGAUCUACCUUGUGCUACAGCUCUGCUCCUUCCUCUGGACAGUGUGUGCUCGGAUAUGCAGCACUCUGGGACUUGUGCCCUCUGCUCUUUAAUGCUCUUCAAAUUAAUUUUUUUUUUCCUGCUGAAAAGGAAAACUUGGGUUAAACAGGCUUUGGACUGGCUGUUCCCAUUUCUCUUCUGGUUGUUCCCAGCUUGCAAUGCUCAAACAGUUCCAUCACUUUUCCAUUCCUCAGCCCCAGUGCAGCAUCCCAAGCCUGAAUGCAUAGGUUCUUUCUGUCUGUGUGAUGAUGCUGCAGCACCAAAGCUCCCUCCAGGACAAGAGGAAUCUUUAUUCACCUUUCCAACAGUCACAUCCUGCAUCAUAUCCCUGGUUCUGCCAUGGUUGCUUCAAGCAGCCAAGCUUCUGGGGCAAGCUGAUGAGAACAAGGGUGCCACAAAAUUUUGUUUGGUUAAAAACCAACCAACCAACCAACCAACCAAUAUGGGAAUAAUUUGGCUUUACUGAGUUUUGAGCAGCCCUUCAUAACCCUGGUGCCUUUUCCCAGGACUGUUUCAACUGAAGCCUUUAAAAGUUGCAGUUUCACCUCCCCAGGAAACCAACUCUCUUCCAGUGCAGGUUGGCUAUCAGCUUGUGGAGGAACUAAAAUUUUAGGAAGGGAAAUUGAAGGUCAGAUUACAGGGGAUUUUUAUUUUGGUUUUGGUUUGUUUGGAUUCUGUUACUUCUCCAGGGACUGAUCCAAAGCCCUCAGAAGUCAGACUGAAAUGCCUGCUGUUCCUUUGGAAGCCUCAGGCACCUUUCCAAUGGCCUUGGUGGGUUUUGAGUCAGCUCCUGAGUGUGCUUUCCAAACGAUAGGAAUUUUCCAAGUGACACCUUGAUUUCUUCCCUGUACAACCAGACCUGCUUGUCACUUACACAUCUUUACCUGUGUUCAACAUACAGGUUUGGUUUUUUUUUUUUUGCUCUCAGAAACAAUAUGCUGCUAGACACAUUUCCUGGAGGGAAAUGGACACCUACCUACACACAAAGCUAUCCAGCUAAUUUAUACCUUGUUGAAUUUAUAAUCUUGUCUAUGCUUCUAUGGACACUUUGUAUGGGCUGCAGCUCAAAUCCUAAAAUAGUCAAGAAUUUUUUCCUUUCCCAUAUAGUAUUCUAUUUACUUUGACUUUGAAAACAAAAAAAGCGUAUAAAUGCAAUAAUGCAGGUAGACUAGAAAUACUAGAUUGAAAAUUUAAAGUAGUUUAGCUUGUCCCAUUGUGACUGACAGUGUUGUACGACACCCAACGCUGUACCCUGACAUUUUCCAGGCUUUCUCCGUAGCUGAAUCUAGUAUUAGCUUUGGAAACCCAUUGUGUGAGUGGUGGGUGGAUGGGUCGGAAUCGUGUGCUCUCUACACACUGUAUGUUACUCACAUCACAAGCUGUAUGGCCACUCCAUAUGCUGUGAAACUGUAAAUGAUUCCCAAAUACACCUGUAACUCUUACCAGGAUUGUGAGAAAUAAACUAUAUAUAGAUAUAUAUACACA